Dermatophagoides farinae (American house dust mite) is the source of this 857-nucleotide messenger RNA. RefSeq lists its product as uncharacterized. Gene Ontology annotation, biological process: vesicle-mediated transport. The record is from RefSeq and is a predicted model, not a curated record. NCBI's taxonomy places the organism in Eukaryota, Metazoa, Arthropoda, Arachnida, Sarcoptiformes, Pyroglyphidae. Gene Ontology annotation, cellular component: membrane.
CAUUUGAACCAGAUUUUUUUCUGUUUAGUUGUUGAUCAUAUGAUUUGUUUGAUAUAAUAGUUGUAAUUCAAAUCGAAAUAAACACGGACAAUGUCCACUAAUGUUAAUCUUAGUUCUGAUCUGAAUAAUUAUCUUAAAUCAUCUGGUUCUUCGAUUACUAAUCAUCAAUCUCAAACGACUAGUAAAUCGAUUAAAGAAUGGUUUGGUGGUGCCGGUUCAGAUAUGAAAAAAGGAUGGUUUUCCUAUCAACCAUUACGUACAUCACCAAGUGAUGAAGAAUUGAAUAAUGUUGGAAUUUCAUCACCUGUUCAAAAUGGUACCAGUAGAUCAAAUUCUUGGUUUCGUAAUUUGUUCGUUUCCAAUGAACCCGAACCAAAAGGAUGGUUUCCAACUUUGACAAGAACUCAACGAAUCAUCGGUUUUAUAACUUGUUUUUUCAUGGGUAUCACCUGUUUCUCAAUCUCAGCGAUGUACAUUCCUAUUCUAUUGUUUGCGGCACGAAAAUUUUCCAUCCUAUUUACAUUUGGUUCAUUAUUUAUUGUAGCAAGUUUUGCCAUUUUAUUAGGUCCUAUGAACCAUCUUAUGCAUCAAUUCUCCAAAGAAAGACUACCAUUUACAGCGGCCUAUUUUGGUUCUUUGAUCGCCACAUUAUAUUUUGCUUUACAAGUUCAAAGUACCAUAUUGACAUCGAUAUUUGCAAUAAUACAAGUGAUAGCAUUAAUCUGGUACGUUGUAACAUACAUUCCUGGUGGUCAAACUGGCUUGAUGUUUUUUUCCAAAAUGGCUGCCAGUACUGUAUCAAAAACUUUGCCUGUUUAAUUUACUGAGUGAUAAUAUAAUUCAAUUUUGUAUAUAAA